Molecule: messenger RNA, 1674 nt
Organism: Ctenocephalides felis (cat flea)
Lineage: Eukaryota; Metazoa; Arthropoda; Insecta; Siphonaptera; Pulicidae
Product: sodium channel protein Nach-like
Exons: 12
Coding region: 1-1674 (557 amino acids)
Biological process (GO): sodium ion transmembrane transport
Cellular component (GO): membrane
Molecular function (GO): ligand-gated sodium channel activity
Source: RefSeq, a predicted model, not a curated record
AUGAGACCACAAAAAGUUACCGUAGAUAGUUGGUACAUGUUGACGGUGUCUUGCGGCUGCAUCGGACUAAUUAUUGCCGUACGGGUAUUACUCAGAUUAAUCCAAGCAAUUUUCUGGCUGCCUGGAUACAUAGAAAAAAUGGAAAAGAAAAUGGCAGAGGAGCAAUUAAAACUCAAGAUGGAAAAUGAGAAGAAAUUAAUGCAAGACACGGAGGCAACAUUUGACCUUUCGCGAACUACAAAUCAUGGCCAAAGUUCACCAUUGUCACAAUCAACUGACAAAAUUAUGUGGCUGAUUGUUAGUUCUUUGGCAAUUGCUGGUGUGGUGUACUUUGUUUUGCAAAUUUGGGUCGAUUUUGUUGCAAAACCUACGGCAACGACCAUAGAGAGCACACAAGCUAAUCUAGCUGGUUUAAAACAAGCACAAAUGUUAGAAUUGGUGCAUUUGAUGGGGCGAAUAUACGACCACGAUAUUGAAGGCCAAGAACAAUUCACAACGCUCCAAAAUAUUUUGGAUACCUAUGAUGUUAAUAAUGCUACUGGGAUGUACGAUAUUUCUGAACACAUGAUACAGCUGUCACCUCAAUGUGAGGAUAUGCUAAGUGAUUGCUCCUGGGAUGGAUAUUCUGAGCCUUGUGGAGCUCUAUUCAGUAUGCGUCCUACUAUGGAAGGCCUCUGUUGUACUUUCAAUUAUGUUAGAGGAUUGAAUAUGACGGAAAAAUUUAUCGAUACGCCAGGUCCAGGACAUGGACUCAUCGUCACAGCGUAUCCGGAUUUGGAAGAUUAUUAUUAUCCUAUAAUGAACACAGAAGGGUUUACGAUACACAUAUUCAGCCCAAAUGACUACCCGGACAUGCCCAGCGGCGGGUUAACGCAAAAAAUCGUUGCACCGGACACGGAAGUAUUUUUGCGGAUUGAUGCAAGUACGGUUAAAAGCGUUCCGGACGUUGCACAUUUUAGCACUCAACAGAAAGGUUGCAUAUAUCAAGAUGAAUCAGUUUACAGCUACAGCAACUGUCUUGUUAUGUGUCGCGUCAGAAGUAUAUUUGCAUUAUGUGGCUGCAAACUGUUUUAUUUACCUGACGACCCAGACGAGGUACCACAGCCAAUUAAUUGUACAUUGCAACAUAUUCAAUGUCUGAAUAAAUACAUGGUGAAAUGGCGUACACUUAAACCAAGAACAGAUGGUAUACCAGGAUUAGAACAUGAGGAAGAAGAUAGUUUGAAUUGUCCAGAAUGCUGGCCACAAUGUUCAUCUACGUCUUAUUUAGUGCAGGGCACUUGGGCACCAAUGAUACCAGACAUUUUGGAUAAUGGCACAGAUCCUAGCAGUAUCAAGCAGAACAAAAGUUUAAUUCGAGUAUUCUAUGGAUCUUCAAGCACCAUGCUUUACCGUAAGGACGUUUUAUAUUAUUGGUAUGAAAUUGUAAGCAACUUUGGAGGAAUUUGUAGUUUAUUUGUUGGAUUCUCAUUAAUGAGUGUUGUUGAAGUGCUAUAUUUUUUCACAGUUCGAUUAUGUGAAAAUCUCGUACAUGAUAUAAAAGAGACACAUAAAGCGCAUGAAAACAUAAAAAAUCAUACAAGCAAGAUAAAUAAUAAAAAAUAUAUCACAAAUUCUAAUAAUCAAAGCGUAAGAGAAGCUUGGGCUCCUCCAUAUAGAAAUUAUAUAGAAUAA